AUGCACAACGCAUGGUGGCCGCAGAUCAAGCCGCUCUCAGGCACCGACAUUCCUAACAGCAAACGGGCAUCGAGGAAGCCUAAAACGGAUUCUGUUGCAGCAGAUUCCGCUGCAGCGCCUUCUGUUGCAGCCACGCCUUCUGUAGCAGCCACACCCACUGCUGAAUCAACUUCCGCUGCAGCGCCUUCUGUUGCAGCCACACCUUCUGUAGCAGCCACACCCACUGCUGAAUCGACUUCCGCUGCAGCGCCUUCUGCUGCAGCGACAGCCACUAGGUCGAGUGACAACCCCGCUGCUCCACCUGUCGGGCGCAUGGACGACCGAUCAGGUUGCAAGGGAUGUGAUGACGCUGUUUUUGAGGCGCCUCAAAAACUCUCUUCCGCCGCCGCAACAGCCACUGGCUCAAGUGAUGACGCCGCUGCUGCGCCUGUCGGGCGCAUGGACGACCGAUCAAGUUGCAAUGGAAGCAGUGACUGUACCGUUAUGGUGACAACAGAGGGGGUGGAGGAGCGGAGUGAUAUGCAAGCUGCUGCGGACGGAGGGCUUGAGCAAGCGGCUUCAGAGGCGCCUAAAAAAUCGGUCGUGGUGACAGAAGAGGGUGUGGAGGAGCGGAGUGAUGUGCCAGCUGCUGCGGACGGAGGGCUUGAGCAAGCGGCUUCAGAGGCACCUAAAAAAUCGGUCAUGGUGACAGAAGAGGGUGUGGAGGAGCGGAGUGAUGUGCAAGCUGCUGCGGACGGAGGGAUUGAGCAAGCGGCUUCAGAGGCGCCUAAAAAAUUGGUCAUGGUGACAGAAGAGGGUGUGGAGGAGCGGAGUGAUGUGCAAGCUGCUACGGACGGAGGGCUUGAGCAAGCGGAUUUGCGGCUGAAGGAAGGGGGGAAGGAACAGAGGGACGCGGGAGGAGGGGCGAAGGAGAAGGAAGAGGAAGAGGACGAAGAGGAGGAAGAGGAAGAGGAGAAUUUGUCUCUCACGGGCAGGGAGGUUUGCGCUUUCGACAACCGAGGGAUUGGCAAGAGCACGUGUCCCACGGACAAGAAAGCAUACACGUGCGUCUUUUCUAUUGGUGCUUCAGGUCAAGAGAGCCUUGAUCGACGGUUCUUCUCCGUGGGCACGAAGCUGGUGACGGCACGCACGCCCGAAUCUAGAGCGCGUUUGGAUCUUGCUGCUCAUUCUUUCUGUUCUCCCCUCCUUGUCUCCCUCAUCCCUCGUCCCUGGAUAUUGGACACCAGCUUGACCGACAGUUCUUCUCCGUGGCUCGACCGACGGUUCUUCUCCGUGGGUACGAAGCUGGUGACGGCACGCACGCCAGAGUCACGGGCGCGCGUGGAUCUGGUGAUGCACUUCUCUGAGGAGUUCAUGCAGCAGCUGGUGACAGGCAGCUCGUCCCAGAAAGACCUGCUGCACCUGGAGUACGUGCAGUAUCUGUCAGCGCCAGGGGCACUGCAGGCGCCACACGCUACCAGCGGGCAUUUCAACGCCGUUUGGACGCACAAGCUGACCCGAGAGAACGUUGACAGCAUCUUCAGCGCUCGCAUCCCCACCGCCGUCAUACAUGGAGUGGACGACAUAGUUGCACACGUCUCCCUGGGUGAGAGGGUGGCCAAGCGACUGGCACCCGUAGCGCGGUUCAUCCCGCUCCCAGGGGCGCACAUGGUGAUGCGGGAGCGGAUAGAAGAGGUGAACGCGUGUCUGGGGGAGCUCUUUGAGACUGAGGAGGCAUGUGUGCCUGUGGAGCAGUGGGUGCAGCGGCGCAGUGAUGUGUACCUGCCUAACUCGGCACAGUAG
Messenger RNA from Closterium sp. Naga37s-1, 1782 nucleotides. The record is from the annotation of a GenBank genome assembly. NCBI's taxonomy places the organism in Eukaryota, Viridiplantae, Streptophyta, Zygnematophyceae, Desmidiales, Closteriaceae.